CGGUUUCCCCCGUGUAUGGCGUGGGCAUGUCACCCCCGUGCUGGAAACAAUGGAGUGCCUGAGCCUGGAGGUUUUUGUACAAGGCUGUGUGUGGUGUUCAUUAGCAGAUAACUAAGUAAUCUUAUUCAAUCCCACCUUCGGCUUUUCAAAUAUGUUCUCCUCCUCCCCUCUCCCAAAUGGGCCUGGAUGUCUGUCUGUCUGUCUUUUGGGCUAUCUUAAUGACCAAGUGAAAAUUUGGCUUUUUUAGAAGCAGAGCAUGGCUAUGCCUCUAUGUUACCCUACAAUAACAAGGACAGAGAUGCCUUAAAACGGAGAAGCAAGUCCAAGAAAAACAGCAGUAAUAGCAGGUCCACACACAAUGAAAUGGAAAAGAACAGACGUGCUCAUCUGCGGUUGUGUCUGGAGAAGCUGAAAGGGCUGGUACCACUUGGGCCUGAAUCCAAUAGACAUACUACCCUGAGUUUACUAACUACAGCUAAAUUGCACAUAAAGAAGCUUGAAGACUAUGAUAGAAAAGCAGUACACCAAAUAGAUCAAUUGCAGCGAGAACAGCGGCAUCUGAAAAGGCAGCUGGAGAAACUGGGCAUAGAAAGAAUAAGAAUGGACAGUAUAGGAUCUACUGUUUCUUCAGAGCGGUCAGAUUCUGACAGAGAAGAAAUUGAUGUGGAUGUCGAAAGCACAGACUAUCUAAUGGGAGACCUGGACUGGAGCAGCAGCAGUCCUAGUGAUUCGGAUGAAAGAGGAAGCAUGCAGAGCAUCUGUAGUGAUGAGGGCUAUUCCAGCUCUGGCAUUAAGAGAUUAAAGCUGCAGAACAAUCACAAGCCUUCUCUCAGUCUAUAAGAAGCAACUCAGUAGCUGUUCCAUCCAUUGAGUUUCCCUGCUGGAUCUUUUUAGGUAGUAUAUUGGACCGUCCCACAAUUCUCUUGCACGUAAAUUUAAUGUACCACCAACAUUAGCAAAAUCAGCUUUGCCUAAGUCCUGAAACAGUGCAUAGGGUUGUGGGUUACAAGCUACUCUCUGGAGCACACAUCUGAUUGCAUCCACUAGCUUCUCUUUCUGUCAGUAAACUCAUCUCUGUGAGACUGUACAUUCCAACCACAUUUUGAAAUACCCAAGAAUAUUUUAGCCGUAACAAUCACCCUGCCCCCCUCUUUUUUGUCUUUGAUGUUGUUGUCUAGUAUUCUAGACCUACCUUGUCUUUGCUUAGCAACUGAACACAUCUAAUAUCCAGAACUAGUGGCUAAACAGAAUUUUGUUUGAUCAACAAUCUGAAGGGGGAAACAAACUUCCUCAUAGUAUAGAUCUGGAAAUGGGUGGACUAAACUUUCCAAAGUAGAAUGUGGAGCAUGUCAGCUGUCUUGUCACUGUUGCUUGUGAGAAUCCUGUCACAAAAUCUCAUCUGUUGCUUUGGAAAUUUACCACGUGAUCCAGUCCUUUGGACCCACCUCUUUCAAAACUCCCAUUGACUUCAAGUUCCAAGGGCUGUAGAUUUGCAGCCUUUACUUUCGAGAAUAACCCCCUUGAACUCUCAGAUCAGCAGCCAGCAAAUGACAGUGGGAGUUUUGACUAUUGUGGGACAAUGGGGACCGAUUUGGGGAUGUUCUGUGAAGCUCUUGCAAGAUUGGGCUGCAAGACCUUGGCAAAACAGAUCUAAUGCUCCACUUCUUGCAGGUUCCUUGAUAGGAUGUCUUCAGCCUUGCACAUCCCAGUUUCUUCAAUAACCAAACCCAAGCGGUACUAUUUCUCCUGUGCAAUUUAUUGUGACCUCAUUGCAUUACAGCUGCAUACUGUUCUAGGCAAGCUUUCCUAGAAGUUUGUUCUUGCUUCUCAUCUCUGGGACAAUUCUUUUCUACCUCAGAGAGAUGAACAAAGAUUAUCUCAAUCCCUUUAGCACAAAAAUAAUUAUGCCUCAUUUGUUUCUAGAAGCAAUGGUUGGUCCCGUUCAAAUCUGUUUGACUACAAAUAUUAGCAAUAACUGAGUGACGAAGCUAGCUGUGCUAACUUUGGGUGCCAGUGAUUGGGCACGUUUUACAGGAUGUUGCUAAUACUAUGAUGCUACAAUUAUUCAGUGAAGUGCCAUUGGCAUUAAAGCACUCCCUGACUUGAAUCAUAAGGCACUCUAAAAGUGGCUCACGAAAGAUUUUUGCUGCCAGGUUAAACCUUAAUAUUUGUCCCCCCCAAAAAGUGGUUUUCAACCUUGCAACAUUUUCAUUUAAGCUAAAUAGAGCACAUGUAAAUGUACAUAAUACACAUGAUCUAUAAAUAGUAUUUAUUCAUUUUAUAUAAAACUAAUGUAAUGGAGAGACAUUCUUAUGACUUUGUGCUUUUAUAGAUGUUCUGGAAACUUUGUAUGUAGAGGUCUGCUAACUGAAAUAUAUAUAUAUAAUAUAUAGAUAGAUUUUUCUUCAGUCCUCUUUGCUUGAAACAUUUUAAGGUCUUUAUAUUCUGCCCACUUGGCAAACUCUCUCACGGUGAAUAUUCAAUAUUUGAUUCCGAUAAUAUAACCAGCUGGUACAAGAUGACCAGAGAAGCCCUAAUAUCCAACUGAGCAACUUCACUAUAUAAAAGGGCUAUAUAGCUUAUUUAGUGAUAGGCAACAAAAGUGGGCUUUCACACUUGCCUGCAGUCUUUAAAAAUGCAGUUCAGGAGACUGAACUAGUCAAGCUGCCAAAAGCCACUAAGACACUGUCAAGUGCAAAUGAGCAAACUAUAUAAAAGGAGACUUGUUUUCUUAAAAUAUCCUCAAGCUAUUUUUGGAUAAUUUGAACUCUUUAGAAAAGAAAAGAUGGGAAAUGGGGCUAGUGGAUUGCUUAAAAAUCUCCAAAGUAUAGUCUUUGUGUGCGCUAUGUUUUAAAAAAAGGAUUUUUUUUAAACAGCUGGGAUUUUCAGAUGUCCAGCAAAUUUGCACUGAACUACAACGUGUAUGCCUUUUGCAUUUUUAAGCCUGCUUCCUGUGUACAAGCAGAGAAUCUUCAGAGAGCUAGCUCAAAACCUGUAAACUUUAAAAAAAAAUUGAAUAUCUGCACUUUGGGAUCUUUUGCUCAAGAUGUUUUUCCUUGAGAUCUCUCUUGCUUUUUCCCCUUUUAAAUAAGCGUAUAAACUGCCUCACAAAACCAAACCUAGAGUUGCGCAGAUAUUGCUACCUUUUGAAGGUAAGAGUAACUUUAGAUUUUUGGAAAGCAUUGAAGGGGUUAUUUGAAAUAUGAAAUUGUGUGCUUCGUAUGAUUUUUUUUUUAAUUUAGAAAUACAGUCUUAAGGAUUCAGCGUAAUGUGUUUUUAAUUGUUGUGCCUUUUUGAGUUAACUACAUUCUUUUUUUGGUGAAAAUAUUGUGUGGUGUCCCUAUAAAAAACAGUAAUUAUUUGACCUUUGCACUGUUUGGAUGUGGUCCGCUCAAUUUUGAUGGCAUAGAAAAUGUUGAACUUUGAAAAUGAUGCACUAAUGUCAAAACUGACACAAGGGUAUACAUGGUGUCUUUUCCAAAACUCUAGGCAGGUGCAGUAAAUUUUGCUACUGUGGGCUCCAAGGCCACUUUUGUAUUGGCUAGGACCUUCCUUGGCAGCUUCAAAUCUCUGGUCCUCUUUACUAAUCCAAUGAGCCCAACCCUCAGGCAGCUAAGACUACUUCCAAGGCUGCUGAACUAGUAGCAUUGUUCUGUUUUGCCAGCCUUUUCCUUGAAUUCACUGAUCCACCAGCAUUAUUACUAAAUAAGCUGCAGAAAUUAAAAAUAAGUAGAUUGUUAGGGGAGUGAGGGACUACUUGUAUAUUCCAAGUUUACAAUUGAUAGUUGCACAGAUGUGUGAAUAUAUAAAACACACUUUUUCUUGUGAAAAGGGCAGAUUAUAAAAUUACUGCCAUAGGUAAGUUUUAGUGCAAAUGGUGAAACCAAGCACGCACUCAAUUGGAAGAGAAAUUAGAAACUCUUGCACUUAAUAAUCAAAGCAGAGAAAAAUUGCAGUAACCUAUGUGUUAAUGAUGGUCGUCUGUCUUAAACAUUCUAAAGUAUUGUUUGUACCUAUGGACCUUGUUCUUGUGAGUGAGCACCCAGAAUCUAACUACUAUACAAAGCAGAGCUUUCAACACUUCAAGGUGCUGAGAGUCCCAUCAUGUGAAUUUCCAGGGUUGUUGCUAGUACCAACUUAAGAUGAAAAUUCAAAGAGCGCUGUUUUGAGCAGCACUGUAGGUGCCACUAACUUUAAACAUCUUAUACGAUCUGAAACAUUUCUGAGAUUUGGACAUUAGCAGGCCAUGGUCUGCCAAUUGCCACUUUAGCACUUUGUUCUCUAAUAAGGCACUUCUCUCCCCCGGUUCCAGACCCAUUACAGCUCUACAUCAGCUCUGAAAACAAAAAGAAAGCUCUGUCGCUCCAGAACUAGAAAUCUGUGCACUAGGCCUACAAAUGUAGCCAAGAGCCUUACAUAGGCUUUCCCUUGCUCAUUCAAAGUGUGUGAAGUAGAUGAAACAGGCAUCUGAAAUACUAUCUAGCAAUACGAUAGGGCUUUGAGUUCUUCUUUUGCCCCUUUUGUAACAAAUUUCAGGUUUUGACACUGUAAUGUAUUGAGAAGAAUUCUGCUUUUGCCAGGCUAUAUGUCUGCUCCCCUGAAAAUGUAUAUUCUGUUGCUUUUUUAUUGCUGCUUAGUCUGCAA
Pelodiscus sinensis (Chinese soft-shelled turtle) is the source of this 4644-nucleotide messenger RNA. The record is from RefSeq and is a predicted model, not a curated record. Lineage: Eukaryota; Metazoa; Chordata; Testudines; Trionychidae.